GGCAGAACCAAAGUGCUCUCCGGGCCGCGAUUGUUUUGAAGACGCGCGCAUCCCCCUCCUCCGGCGAGGCGUGUAGCUGGUGCUGGCCGCGGGGGGCCGCGGCGCCGCGGGCGGUCGGGCAAGUUGGCCUGAGCCACCCGCCGCGCCAGAAGCCGAGGGCCCCGCGGGGCGCUGGCUGUGGGGCAGCCGGGCCAUCCUGGCGAGAGAGACGGAGAGGUGAAGGGGCGGGGACCGCGGCCACCGAGAGGCUGGCUGCUGGCCAGGCGGCCGAAGCUGGAGGAUUCUAGGAUGGCAGCGGUCCCUGAGCGCUCCUCUCUAGCCUCCGCGCCCUGCCUGGGCAGUGCAGUGGGUCCUUCCCAGCCGGCUCCUCCAGCUCAGGCGGGUUUACAUCUUCAGCGCUGUCUUCCUCAUGCUUCCCCCUCUCCAGUGCAUUGGUUUUAAGCCCUUGCUGGUGUCUUCCGAGGAGAGGGAAUGGUCACUUGUGCCCGUGCUCACUUGGGUUUCAUGAGACAACGCCUGUAAGGUUUGAUUUAUGCAUAACACAGAGAAAGUUACUCUAACAUCACUCUGAUCAAAACCAAGCAAUUUUGCUGUGGAAAGUUGCAUCAUCGUGCUUAAUAAUAAAGAACUUUCAGAUUAAAACAAGGUGAGCCAACCAUGACGGGCAAAACACAGACCAGCAACGUUACCAAUAAGAAUGACCCCAAGUCCAUCAACUCCAGGGUUUUCAUCGGCAACUUAAAUACAGCCAUUGUCAAAAAAGUCGACAUUGAAGCUAUUUUUUCAAAGUAUGGAAAAAUCGUUGGCUGCUCCGUUCACAAAGGGUAUGCUUUUGUUCAGUACAUGAGUGAGCGCCAUGCAAGAGCUGCUGUGGCUGGAGAAAAUGCCAGGGUCAUCGCAGGCCAGCCUCUUGAUAUUAAUAUGGCAGGGGAACCCAAACCGUACAGACCAAAGCCUGGAAACAAGAGGCCCCUUUCUGCUCUUUACAGGCUUGAAUCAAAGGAGCCAUUUCUGUCUGUUGGUGGUUAUGUCUUCGACUAUGAUUACUACAGAGAUGACUUCUACAGUCGGUUGUUUGAUUACCAUGGGCGUGUGCCUCCGCCUCCUCGAGCUGUCAUCCCACUAAAGCGUCCCAGAGUGGCUGUCACUACCACACGCAGGGGAAAAGGAGUCUUUUCCAUGAAGGGGGGAUCCAGAUCUACUGUUGGUGGGUCAUCUUCAUCAGGCUCUAAGUUGAAAUCAGAUGAGUUACUGACAAUCAAGAAAGAAUUAACCCAGAUCAAAACUAAAAUUGACUCCUUGCUAGGGCGCCUGGAGAAGAUUGAGAAACAGCAAAAGGCAGAAGCAGAAGCUCAGAAGAAGCAGUUGGAGGAGAGUAUAGAGCUGAUCCAAGACGAAUGUGUGUCAGAGAAUGCAGACCACUCCAUAGAGGAGCCUGCUGAAGGAGGGCAAGAAGCGGAUGGAGGAGAGAUGACUGAUGGGAUAGAGGAGGACUUCGAUGAAGAUGGGGGUCACGAGCUGUUUCUACAGAUAAAGUGAUCUGAAGUAGUGUCCAAUAGUGAAAAAGAAGAAAAGUGAAACUGUGACAUGUGGAGGAAUGAGGAAGAUGAUUUCACAAUGCACAGCAGCAUCUCUGAUUCAGUUUAUAUAAAAUCCCCAGUCAUACGGACAGUAUUGUUCACUUUCAAAACUACCGUUUCUUCUGUGUUACGAGCUGUAUAAUUGUUGUUUUAUUGUUUACAUUGCAAAUGUGUUUUCUCCUUUGCUUAUUUUUUUAGUCUUACAUUGUAAAAGACAUUAAUGAGUGAUGAGAGAGACACUGUACACAAAUGUAUAUUUGUAAAAGCUAUUUUUAUGAUUAGCAUGUGUCAUCAUUGAUCACACAGUCAUGUGGUGUUGCAAUCCUACAUUUAGAGCUUGUUUCCAACAAUGUCAUAAGAAAAAUAUA
Messenger RNA from Meriones unguiculatus (Mongolian gerbil), 1948 nucleotides. RefSeq names its product RALY RNA binding protein like (gene Ralyl). The transcript has 10 exons. The record is from RefSeq and is a predicted model, not a curated record. Lineage: Eukaryota; Metazoa; Chordata; Mammalia; Rodentia; Muridae. The coding region runs from base 658 to 1539 and encodes 293 amino acids. Gene Ontology annotation, cellular component: nucleus. Gene Ontology annotation, molecular function: RNA binding.